CUCUGCAAAACCCUAACUUCAAAGCCAAACCCUAUCAAAUCUUCGUCUGAGCUCUUAGAACGCUAAUUCCCAGUAGUGAGAAGCCAAAACGAUGUCGUCUGGGAACGAUGACACGACCUCAAGCUCAAACUCUGAGCAAUCAGAUUCUGGAAACGACACACUGAGUUUCAUAGAGAACCUCCCAGAUGUUCCAAUGGGGCAGCUACCUCCCCACAUCGACUUCCAGAGGACACGUGUCGAUUGCAAGGCUGAUGCUCCCAUUCAUACUGAUACAUUUCAGUACUCUGGUGCUUAUCAAUCGUUGAAAGUCGAUAAUAGCCUGUUGGAUAGCUUCUCAAGCAACUUUAGAGUUGAGGUGAUUCGGCUCGAAAAGAAUGAAAUGGAGUUUGAUAUGAUUGGGAUCGAUCCGGCUAUUGCCAAUGCGUUCAGGAGGAUCCUCAUAUCUGAGGUUCCGACGAUGGCUAUUGAAAGAGUUCUUAUAGCAAAUAAUACAUCAGUUAUCCAAGAUGAAGUCCUUUCCCACAGAUUGGGUCUCAUUCCAAUCAGGGCUGACCCAAGAUUAUUUGAAUUUACAGAAAAGGAUUCGCCAAAUGAAAGGAACACCAUUGUAUUUGGGCUCAAAGUAAGGUGUGAAAAACAAGGCAAACGAAAGGGUUUGAAACAGGAGGGGCAAGAACAAGAUGGACAAACACGUAUCACAGUGAAGUCAAAAGAUUUGGUAUGGUUGCCAAAUGGGAGUAAAUUUGCUUUGGAAUCAGAACCAGGAAAAACCUACACAUCAUUUCAGAAAAGCCAGGAUACCAUGGAAGUAUUUUCUACCAAUCCAAUUGGUCCAACAGAUGGAGAUAUCACAAUUGCUAGACUAGGCCCUGGCCAGGAAAUUGAACUGGAAGCACUUGCUGUUAAGGGCAUUGGCAAAGAACAUGCAAAAUGGUCCCCAGUUGCCCCUGCUUGGUAUAGGAUGCUUCCUGAGGUUAUAAUUUUGAAAGAUAUUGAGGAUGAGCAAGCUGAGAAACUUGUGGCAACAUGUCCAGUCAAGGUCUUUGAUAUUGAAGAUAUUGGCAAGGGCAAAAAAAGGGCUACUGUAGCAAGACCACGAAAAUGCACACUAUGUAGGGAGUGCAUCAGGGAAGGAAAGGGAUGGGAGGAUUCCUUGUCAUUAAGACGUGUCAAGGAUCAUUUCAUUUUUACUAUUGAAUCAACUGGGGUAUUACCACCUGAAGUCUUAUUUACUGAGGCUGUGAAGAUACUGCAAGACAAGUGUGAACGCGCUAUUAAUGAUAUUUGUUCAGAAACUGAAGCAAAAAAAGUCUGAUUGUUAGGUUCUGUUGAGAUCAAGAGUUUACAAUGCCAAUAUCAGUAGCAAGUGUAUUUUUCGCAGGGGCGACCCAAAGUCUUGAUUUUUCUACCACAAUUGUGGUGCCUUUUUACCCAACUUCAAACUUUGUUUUGUAUGUUGCCGAUAUUGUGUAGCUUGAUGGGUUUUAACCUAGUUCUGAGGUGUAACGGCUAAUAUGUUUGCUAUGAUUCUGCAUAAUGAAUGAUUUUGACGGAUCCCAGCUUGGUCGGUUUCGGCAAAUGAUCAUGCUUGCUUUG
Messenger RNA from Argentina anserina (silverweed cinquefoil), 1596 nucleotides. RefSeq lists its product as uncharacterized. The record is from RefSeq and is a predicted model, not a curated record. Gene Ontology annotation, molecular function: DNA binding; protein dimerization activity. Bases 92 to 1315 code for a protein of 407 amino acids. The transcript has 9 exons. Gene Ontology annotation, cellular component: RNA polymerase I complex; RNA polymerase III complex. Gene Ontology annotation, biological process: DNA-templated transcription. Lineage: Eukaryota; Viridiplantae; Streptophyta; Magnoliopsida; Rosales; Rosaceae.